GGUCUCUUGGCCAUCGAUUUACAUGUACGCAUCAAGUAUCGCGAGUACCUAAAGGAUUUGUCUUGCGCGGUACACACGGAAGUAUUUUCUACGUUGGACGAGGGGCUGUGGGGAUAGAACGGCCUCAACCGUCUCACCGAUCGGGUCCCCGAUCUCCGUCUUCAUAGCCAAGGAGCUGGAAAUCGUUUAUAGUACCAUGCCACAUCCUCGAAAACUGCAGAGCGGUCUCUCUCCUUGCCUUCAGUCCUCAUAGUUCGAAGAUGGCGUCCUCUUCCGCCCCCGAGGACCUUCCGUCUCACGACCUUCCGACUCACGUUUCGUCUGGCAAGAGCGACGCUUCGUCUGACCACCAUGCUCUCUGGCUGGGUCCCACAACUGUCUUGUCCAAGGCGCAUCUCAUGGGUGAUGUUGACCCCAAAAGGUCUACAUUUCCCCUGGCAGCGUAUUGUUUCAUGACGGGCUUCAUUGACGCCGUCUCGUUUACUGCAAUCUUUGUGUGGUGUGGGUUCCAAACUGGUAAUUCAGUUCAGUUGGCACUGGCCCUCGCCCGUCUCUUCGAGGGCCCUCCCGGUCAAAGGGACACUUCCUUCCAUCUUGCAGAUCAACAAGCUUUGACUUCCGUCUUGACAUUCAUCGCCGGUGCUGCGAUAGGUCGUAUAGGGGAUAAGAUGGGCGCGCAGUCUAGGGCUUGGCUCUCUUUGGGGACGUUUAUACAAGCCCUGUUCACGAUGGCGGCUGCGAUAUGCGCAUGGCAGAGCGGUCAGCCCAGCAUCGCUGACGAUCGAGGUGCCCCUGCAUGGACGAACGCUCUCACUUUCGUUGCGAUCGGCUUUAUGAGUGCGAGCUUGGGACUGCAGGGUAUCAUGGGCAAACGGGUGAACACGCAGUUUGCGACCACUAUCGUUCUCACCACUGUAUGGUGCGAACUCAUGACGGACCCCAACUUAUUUAACUUCCGUAGUAUCGUCAUCUCUCGCGACCACAAGAUCAUCGCUAUUGUCACAUUGUUCUUGGGCGGAUUUGUCGGACGUGCCCUCAUUGAUUCCUUAGGGUCUGCUGGUACCCUUGGAGUUGGGACGGGGCUCAGACUUUUGGUCGCAUUGUGGUGGCUGUUUGUACCUGGCAAACCUGCCAACAGAUAAAAUAUGGUAGUAAGUAAGCAAUGGGUUCCACUAGAUGUUUAGAUAUACCUGUGCAGUUUCAGCAUAAUGAUAGAGUGUCUUUACUGGUAUGCUGCUUCCUA
Messenger RNA from Somion occarium, 1243 nucleotides. The record is from the annotation of a GenBank genome assembly. NCBI's taxonomy places the organism in Eukaryota, Fungi, Basidiomycota, Agaricomycetes, Polyporales, Cerrenaceae.